CGACUGCGCUUAACCGCCAAUUCGUUCAAUCGCUGCAGUCGAACGCUAGCAGGUGCGUUGUGCGCGCGUGCGUCCGCCAUUUUAAACAGCUGAUUCGCCAUUCACGCUGAUGCUAACGUGAUCGUUUACAAUCCGUCCAAAAGCAAUAAAGCAAUUAAUCAAGCUCGUCUUUAAUGACAUAUUGACUUUUUAUAGUGCUGUGAUUAAAGAUUAAAGACCAAUGAAGAUGACAGUUAAUCGAAUAAGAGUCGUGGUCCUUGGCAGUGCACGCACCGGCAAAUCGGCCGUGGUGGUUCGAUAUCUUACCAAAAGAUACAUUGGAGAAUACAGUUCUACAGGAGAUUUCCUAUAUCAACACCGUGUCGCAUUUGACGGUGUCACGUCCGAAGUUGACGUUUUGGAUACUUGUGGAUGUGCGAAGCGAGGUUGCUUAGCGGAACACCUGCGGUGGGGCGACGCUUUUGCGAUAGUAUACUCUGUGUGUGACCGAAGAUCGUUUUUGGCAGCGGCUGAACUGCUAGCACUCUUGGAAAGAACAAGGUUGCCUGGAUGCGCUGCCGUAACUCUGCUGGGAAACAAAAGGGAUUUGGAGCACGCCAGGGUUGUAAAGACUGAGGAAGGUCAAGAGAUGUCUCUAAGAUUCGGCUGUCAGUUCUACGAGGUGUCAGCGGCGGAAUCGUGUGCAGGCGCCGCACUCGCCUUCCACUCUUUGCUGCGUGAAGCGCGCGCCCUCGCCAUGUUAUUGCCCACGCCGCGCCGGAAGCUCGCCGCUUACUCUGUCUCGAAGGUAAUCGGUACUAUUCUCGGCCUCAGCAAUAAGAGUGUACGGAAGAAACGGCCUUCCCUCAGCAUAUGAUCUAUUGAAUGGAUUUGAUUUUUGGUCUUGUUCACUCUACAAUGGAGUUUGUAUUCUGCAAAUGGCAGAAAGCUUUCUGAUGGUGACGCCAAGUUUGGCUUGAAGUUGGAAGAAAGAAGCAAAGAAAUGUUAUUCUGAUGGCUUAACUGACUCAGGUUUUUCUUUUGUAUUUGUACUGAGUUUACUUGAAUUUUGAUAUCCAAUUUUUUCGUAUCCUGUGUUUUUAUAUAAUGAACCUUAUUGUUAAAGAUAUACCUAUUAACAGAACAGUCAAUUAUAUUCUAUAUAUAGAAAUUGUGGUAGCAAAAAAAUAAAUACUACUAGGAAGUUACGAAUGUUAAAAACAGUUGUAUUUUUUAUAUUAACUAUAAUAUGAAUACUUGAACGGUUGACUGUAAAAGAGGAACCAUAGAUAUAUACGAAAUGUUUAUAUUUUAGUUGGCAGGUACAUGAGUGAAUAAAACACAUUUUCAAUAUCUCUACGAAAGAAUUAACCAAAUUGACUGCUUGGUUCUAAAAUGUAUGAUAUUGUUAAUAAAUUGAAAAGUAUUGAUUUAGGUAAAUUAUAAUAAAAAAAUACCAUACAGGUGUUUAAAUUUGAUAUUAAAGAAUUACUUAAUAUAAUAAGUUACCUAUAUUUGCAGACUUGUUUUGUGUCUGACAAUACCUGUCUAUAGUUAAGUACUUAUGACUAGAGUUUCAUUUGGUUAGAAAAAAAUCUUUCUUCUUUUGAUUAGAACAUUCUGAAAUGUUGUAACUUUUAUUUCAGCCAAAUAUAAUAAUGAAGUAUGAAAUAUAUAUUUAUAAGUCAAAGGAUAACUGAAACAUCCUUUUUCUGUUUGCCGAAUGGUUUCCCCAAGGUCAUAUGUUUAUUUGCUUGGAAACUGUCAGUUUUACUUUAAUGAGAACCGAAGUAAAGUUUUUUUUAAUUUAAUAUCGACCAAGCACUAUUAUGUCAUAUUAUAAAUGUAUUUUAUAUUAUAAUGUCAAACGUUCUUACAUUACAUUUGAUUUUAUAAGUUUGAUCCACCUUUUGCUUUUAAUAAAUAAUAAUGUUUGUUAAUCAAAUGAUAUUCCCUAUUAGUGAUAAGACUGUUGCGGUUGACUUUUAAAUGUACCUUUGGCAAAUUCUGUACAUAUGUGGACCAGGAAGUUCAAUGUUGUAUUUCGGUCAUUUAAAAAUAAAACCACUUUUUAAUUAUUAUUAAAGCUUUCUGUAAA
This is a messenger RNA of Pararge aegeria (speckled wood butterfly), 2077 nucleotides long. Its product is annotated as ras-related and estrogen-regulated growth inhibitor-like protein. Gene Ontology annotation, molecular function: GTP binding; GTPase activity. Bases 221 to 856 code for a protein of 211 amino acids. The transcript has 6 exons. The record is from RefSeq and is a predicted model, not a curated record. Lineage: Eukaryota; Metazoa; Arthropoda; Insecta; Lepidoptera; Nymphalidae.